Messenger RNA from Tupaia belangeri chinensis (Chinese tree shrew), 1187 nucleotides. Its product is annotated as leucine-rich repeat-containing protein 18-like. NCBI's taxonomy places the organism in Eukaryota, Metazoa, Chordata, Mammalia, Scandentia, Tupaiidae. Gene Ontology annotation, molecular function: protein binding. The record is from RefSeq and is a predicted model, not a curated record. Bases 116 to 901 code for a protein of 261 amino acids. Gene Ontology annotation, cellular component: cytoplasm. The transcript is spliced from 2 exons.
UUUUUCUGUUCUCAUCAGAAUCUAUCUUCUGGUAGUUUCAUGUGGCUCUGUCCUCAAACCAACCACCAGCCAAUCCAAGCGACCUACUUCAGGGGUACUCUCUUACUAAGACAGCAUGGCCAAGGGUGGAAAAGGCCCCAAGGGCAAGAAGAUCACUUUCAAGGUGGCCAAGAAUUGCAUCAAGGUCACGUUCGAUGGGAAAAAGCGUCUUGACUUGAGCAAGAUGGGAAUCACCACCUUCCCCAAGUGUAUUCUGCGGCUCAAUGAUGUGGACGAGCUAGAUCUCAGCCGAAAUCUGAUUAAGAAGAUCCCUGAAUCUAUUUCCAAGUUCCAGAACCUACGGUGGCUGGACCUGCACAGCAACUACAUCGACAAGCUCCCUGAGUCCAUCGGCCAGAUGACCAGCCUGCUAUACCUCAACCUCAGCAACAACAAGCUGACCACCAACGGGCUGCCUGUGGAGCUCAACCAGCUCAAGAACAUCCGGACAGUGAACUUAGGCCUGAACCACCUAGACAGCGUGCCCACCACGCUGGGCGCCCUGAAGGAGCUGCAUGAGGUGGGGCUCAAUGACAACCUGCUUACCUCUAUUCCCGCCAGCAUCUCCAAGCUCCCCAAGCUGAAAAAGCUCAACACCAAGCGGAACCCCUUUCCAAAGGAAGAGGAAUCAGACCUCUUUAUUGAUUCCAUCAAGCGGCUGGAGAACUUAUAUCUGGUAGAGGAGAAGGACCUAUGUGGGCCUUGCCUGAGGAAAUGCCAACUGGCCCGAGAAAAGCUGAACAAAAUCAAGACCAUGACCUCGUUUGCACAGAGAAAGGCUGUCUUUUCCAAUCUGGUUGCACCCAACUCCAUGGCCAAGGAUUCCCAGGAAGACUGGAGGUUGCGCUUGUCAUCUUCCUAGAGUAGUUAUGGCAAAAACCUGAAGACUAAUCAACUAACAGGAAUAGACGACCCCGAAGAGGAAAAGCCCUCAGUUAGGAGAAGACAGAAAGUGGCAAGGGAACAUUCGAGAAGCCAGGCUCUCCAAUGCUGGCCAAGCCGCUGACUUGUUUUACAAGUUCUUUGCCUCUCUUUAUUUUAGGUCACCUAUGUGUGAAUAUGACUUUGACAAAUAUCUGAUGUGGUCUUUUAAAUGUAUAUGGAAGAAACAUUUAAGAAAAUUAUAUAUCUAGCCAAUUAAAGAUUUA